Messenger RNA from Macadamia integrifolia, 1682 nucleotides. Its product is annotated as leucine carboxyl methyltransferase 1 homolog. Lineage: Eukaryota; Viridiplantae; Streptophyta; Magnoliopsida; Proteales; Proteaceae. The coding region runs from base 192 to 1223 and encodes 343 amino acids. Gene Ontology annotation, biological process: methylation. Gene Ontology annotation, molecular function: methyltransferase activity. The transcript has 14 exons. The record is from RefSeq and is a predicted model, not a curated record.
CGUACAGAAAACGUUGUUUUCUCUUUCUCUGUUUUUUUUUGUUUUUUCCGGGUGGAGUUCAGUUGUUUUCUCGUUCUCAUCUUUCUAUGCGGAAAUAAAAGCACAAGACCUAGAAAUAAUUCGAACGGACGAAACCGACCUUUCCCUCCAUCUCUUCGCUCUGUUUCUUGAUUCCAGAAAGUUGGAAAAAAAUGGCGGAAAGAGUACUGGAUUCCCAUAGCAACACAGCAGCCGUUCAAGCUACAAAUGACGAUGCUUCUGCCAGUAAACUGUCCUGUGUGAAAAAGGGAUACAUGAAAGAUGACUACAUCCACUUGUUUGUGAGAAGACCUGUGAGGAGAUCCCCAAUAAUAAACCGUGGUUACUAUGCUCGUUGGGCUGCUCUUCGGAAGCUUCUCCUUCAGUUCCUCUCUUUCGAAAGGCAUUCAGGUGAAAAAGGGCAUUUGAAAAAGCAGAUAUUGUCCCUCGGAGCUGGCUUUGAUACCACCUUUUUCCAGUUGCAGGAUGAAGGGAAUGCACCAUAUUUGUAUGUGGAAUUGGAUUUUAAGGAGGUGACUAGUAAGAAGGCUGCUCUUAUAGACACUUGCAAUCAGUUGAGGGAUAAAAUUGGGUCUACUGCAUUCAUUUCACGGGAGAAAGGUGAAGUACUAAGUGAUAAUUACAAACUGCUUCCUGUUGAUUUGCGUGACAUACAAAAGUUGGAUGAUGCCAUAGCUCAGGCUCAAUUAGAUCCAAGCUUGCCAACAUUUAUAAUUGCAGAGUGCGUUCUAAUAUACUUGGAUCCAGAUUCAAGCUGUGCUAUAGUUGGUUGGGCUUCGAAGACAUUCUCUACUGCAAUAUUUUUUUUAUAUGAACAGAUUCAUCCUGAUGAUGCUUUUGGGCAGCAAAUGAUCAGAAAUUUGGAGAGUCGAGGCUGUGCACUUUUGGGAAUAAAUGCUACACCUACUUUAUUAGCCAAGGAAAAACUCUUUCUUGACCAAGGAUGGCAGAAAGCUAUUGCUUGGGACAUGCUGAGGGUUUAUAGUAACUUUAUUGAUGCUCAAGAGAGGCACAGGAUUGAACGACUCGAGUUAUUUGAUGAAUUCGAAGAGUGGCACAUGAUGCAGGAACAUUAUUGCGUGGCUUGUGCAAUCAACGACGCCAUGGGGUUGUUCGAUGGCUACGGGUUUCCAACCGAUGAUGAUCCCCGAGAAGACAUGUCGACGUCGGGAACUUCACCAUGAGGCGUGAACAGAAGCCGAAAAGCAUUUUGUAGAAGGGCGUGUGUCGGAGUCAGACGGCAAUUCGGCAAAGCAUAUCCUUUCUUGGACAGCUGUUUUGUUUGGCAAAAAGGAUGGACCCCACCCUCCAGUCCUCCACCGUAUUUCCCCACAGGUAGUUAGUGGAUGUGUGGGGUUUCCGCUUUUAUGUGACCUUUUAUCGCUUCCAUUCGAUGUAAGUUGACUAUAAUGCCAUUUCAUUUGUUGAUUGAUAUUGGUGGUCAUUGUCAUGCUCCGAGCCGGUGGAUGCGUACUGUGAAAGAGUAUUCUGUUAUGCACUCAUGUCCCUUUAUAACUUGAUGAAAUUACCCCUUACCCCCGCCCCCAACAAUUUCUGUAAAUUAAGGAAUUUCAAGGUCAAAUAUUAAAAAUUAUAAAUAUUUAAAAGCAUACAAUGGAUAUGGAUUGACCUAUUGGUUGGUA